This is a messenger RNA of Knipowitschia caucasica, 6981 nucleotides long. The record is from the annotation of a GenBank genome assembly. NCBI's taxonomy places the organism in Eukaryota, Metazoa, Chordata, Actinopteri, Gobiiformes, Gobiidae.
AUGAACUGGAAGAGCAGAUGCAGUUCUUCGAAGGAGAAGGAAGCAACUGGAAGUCUGACCUGGACCCUGGACCUGAGGACCUGUCCCAGUCUGACUCUAGACCUGAGGACCAGUCCCAGUCUGACUCUAGACCUGAGGACCUGUCCCAGUCUGACUCUAGACCUGAGGACCAGUCCCAGUCUAACUCUAGACCUGAGGACCAGUCCCAGUCUGACUCUAGACCUGAGGACCAGUCCCAGUCUGACUCUAGACCUGAGGACCAGUCCCAGUCUGACUCUACACCUGAGGACCAGUCCCAGUCUGACUCUGGACCCUGGACCUGAGGACCAGUCCCAGUCUGACCUGGACCCUGGACCUGAGGACCAGUCCCACUCUGACUCUAGACCUGAGGACCUGUCCCAGUCUGACUCUAGACCUGAGGACCAGUCCCACUCUGACUCUAGACCUGAGGACCUGUCCCAGUCUGACUCUAGACCUGAGGACCAGUCCCGAUCUGACUCUAGACCUGAGGACCAGUCCCAGUCCGACGCUAGACCUGAGGACCAGUCCCAGUCUGACUCUAGACAUGAGGACCAGUCCCAGUCUGACUCUAGACCUGAGGACCUGUCCCAGUCUGACUCUAGACCUGAGGACCAGUCCCAGUCUAACUCUAGACCUGAGGACCAGUCCCAUCCCAGUCUGACCUGGACCCUGGACCUGAGGACCAGUCCCACUCUGACUCUAGACCUGAGGACCUGUCCCAGUCUGACUCUAGACCUGAGGACCAGUCCCACUCUGACUCUAGACCUGAGGACCUGUCCCAGUCUGACUCUAGACCUUAGGACCAGUCCCGAUCUGACUCUAGACCUGAGGACCAGUCCCAGUCCGACGCUAGACCUGAGGACCAGUCCCAGUCUGACUCUAGACAUGAGGACCAGUCCCAGUCUGACUCUAGACCUGAGUACCAGUCCCAGUCUGACUCUAGACCUGAGGACCAGUCCCAGUCUGACUCUAGACCUGAGGACCAGUCCCAGUCUGACUCUAGACCUGAGGACCAGUCCCAGUCUGACUCUAGACCUGAGGACCAGUCCCAUUUAUUGGUUUGGCGCACAGGCCUGGCUCUGUGAGGAUCGACCUCAGACCGCGACCUCAGACCGCGACCUCAGACCGCGACCUCAGACCGCGACCUCAGACCGCGACCUCAGACCGCGACCUCAGACCGCGACCUCAGACCCCGACCUCAGACCGCGACCUCAGACCCCGACCUCAGACCCCGACCUCAGACCGCGACCUCAGACCGCGACCUCAGACCCCGACCUCAGACCCCGACCUCAGACCCCGACCUCAGACCCCGACCUCAGACCCCGACCUCAGACCGCGACCUCAGACCGCGACCUCAGACCGCGACCUCAGACCGCGACCUCAGACCGCGACCUCAGACCGCGACCUCAGACCGCGACCUCAGACCGCGACCUCAGACCGCGACCUCAGACCGCGACCUCAGACCGCGACCUCAGACCGCGACCUCAGACCGCGACCUCAGACCGCGACCUCAGACAGCGACCUCAGACCGCGACCUCAGACCGCGACCUCAGACCACAACCUCAGGCCGCAACCUCAGACCGCGACCUCAGACCACGACCUCCGACCCCGACCUCAGACCGCGACCUCAGACCGCGACCUCAGACCGUGACCUCAGACCGCGACCUCAGACCGCGACCUCAGCCGCGACCUCAAACCGCGACCUCAGACCGCGACCUCAGACCACCGCGACCUCAGACCGCGACCUCAGACCGUGACCUCAGACCGCGACCUCACCGCGACCUCAGCCGCGACCUCAGACCGCGACUCAAACCGCAACCUCAGACCCCAACCUCAGACCGCAACCUCAGACCCCGACCUCAGACCGCAACCUCAGACCGCGACCUCCGACCCCGACCUCAGACCGUGACCUCAGACCCCGACCUCAGACCCCGACCUCAGACCGCGACCUCAGACCGCGACCUCAGACCCCGACCUCAGACCGCGACCUCAGACCGCGACCUCAGACCGCGACCUCAGACCGCGACCUCAGACCGCGACCUCAGACCGCGACCUCAGACCGCAACCUCAGACCCCGACCUCAGACCGCGACCUCAGACCCCGACCUCAGGCCGCGACCUCAGACCCCGACCUCAGACCGCGACCUCAGACCCCGACCUCAGACCCCGACCUCAGACCGCGACCUCAGACCCCGACCUCAGACCCCGACCUCAGACCGCAACCUCAGACCGCGACCUCAGACCCCGACCUCAGACCCCGACCUCAGACCCCGACCUCAGACCCCGACCUCAGACCGCGACCUCAGACCGCGACCUCAGACCGCAACCUCAGACCCCGACCUCAGACCCCGACCUCAGACCGCGACCUCAGACCGCGACCUCAGACCCAGACCUCAGACCCCGACCUCAGACCGCGACCUCAGACCGCGACCUCAGACCGCGACCUCAGACCGCGACCUCAGACAGCGACCUCAGACCGCGACCUCAGACAGCGACCUCAGACCGCGACCUCAGACCGCGACCUCAGACCACAACCUCAGGCCGCAACCUCAGACCGCGACCUCAGACCACGACCUCCGACCCCGACCUCAGACCGCGACCUCAGACCGCGACCUCAGACCGUGACCUCAGACCGCGACCUCAGGCCGCGACCUCAGGCCGCGACCUCAAACCGCGACCUCAGACCGCGACCUCAGACCGUGACCUCAGGCCGCGACCUCAGACCGCGACCUCCGACCCCGACCUCAGACCGCGACCUCAGACCGCGACCUCAGACCGUGACCUCAGACCGCGACCUCAGGCCGCGACCUCAGGCCGCGACCUCAGACCGCGACCUCAAACCGCAACUUCAGACCCCAACCUCAGACCGCAACCUCAGACCCCGACCUCAGACCGCAACCUCAGACCGCGACCUCCGACCCCGACCUCAGACCGUGACCUCAGACCCCGACCUCAGACCCCGACCUCAGACCCCGACCUCAGACCGCGACCUCAGACCGCGACCUCAGACCCCGACCUCAGACCGCGACCUCAGACCGCGACCUCAGACCGCGACCUCAGACCGCGACCUCAGACCGCGACCUCAGACCGCAACCUCAGACCGCGACCUCAGACCGCAACCUCAGACCGCUACCUCAGACCCCAACCUCAGACCGCGACCUCAGACCCCAACCUCAGACCGCGACCUCAGACCGCGACCUCAGACCGCGACCUCAGACCACGACCUCCGACCCCGACCUCAGACCGCGACCUCAGACCGCGACCUCAGACCGUGACCUCAGACCGCGACCUCAGACCGCGACCUCAAACCGCGACCUCAGACCGCGACCUCAGACCACCGCGACCUCAGACCGUGACCUCAGACCGCGACCUCAGGCCGCGACCUCAGGCCGCGACCUCAGACCGCGACCUCAAACCGCAACCUCAGACCCCAACCUCAGACCGCAACCUCAGACCCCGACCUCAGACCGCAACCUCAGACCGCGACCUCCGACCCCGACCUCAGACCGUGACCUCAGACCCCGACCUCAGACCCCGACCUCAGACCGCGACCUCAGACCGCGACCUCAGACCCCGACCUCAGACCGCGACCUCAGACCGCGACCUCAGACCGCGACCUCAGACCGCGACCUCAGACCGCGACCUCAGACCGCAACCUCAGACCGCGACCUCAGACCGCGACCUCAGACCGCGACCUCAGACCCCAACCUCAGACCGCGACCUCAGACCCCGACCUCAGACCGCGACCUCAGACCGCGACCUCAGACCGCGACCUCAGACCGCGACCUCAGACCGCGACCUCAGACCCCGACCUCAGACCCCGACCUCAGACCCCGACCUCAGACCCCGACCUCAGACCCCGACCUCAGACCGCAACCUCAGACCGCGACCUCAGACCGCGACCUCAGACCGCGACCUCAGACCGCGACCUCAGACCGCGACCUCAGACCGCGACCUCAGACAGCAACCUCAGACCGAGCGACCUCAAACCUCGACCUCAGACCGCAACCUCAGACCACAACCUCAGGCCGCGACCUCAGACCGCAACCUCAGACCGCGACCUCCGACCCCGACCUCAGACCGCGACCUCAGACCGCGACCUCAGACCGUGACCUCAGACCGCUACCUCAGGCCGCGACCUCAGGCCGCGACCUCAGACCGCGACCUCAGACCGCAACCUCAGACCCCAACCUCAGACCGCAACCUCAGACCCCGACCUCAGACCGCAACCUCAGACCGCAACCUCCGACCCCGACCUCAGACCGUGACCUCAGACCCCGACCUCAGACCCCGACCUCAGACCCCGACCUCAGACCGCGACCUCAGACCGCGACCUCAGACCCCGACCUCAGACCGCAACCUCAGACCGCGACCUCAGACCGCGACCUCAGACCGCGACCUCAGACCGCGACCUCAGACCGCAACCUCAGACCGCAACCUCAGACCGCAACCUCAGACCCCGACCUCCGACCCCAACCUCAGACCGCGACCUCAGACCCCAACCUCAGACCGCGACCUCAGACCGCGACCUCAGACCGCGACCUCAGACCGCGACCUCAGACCGCGACCUCAGACCGCGACCUCAGACCGCGACCUCAGACCGCGACCUCAGACCCCAACCUCAGACCCCGACCUCAGACCCCAACCUCAGACCGCGACCUCAGACCGUGACCUCAGACCGCGACCUCAGACCGCAACCUCAGACCGCGACCUCAGACCGCAACCUCAGACCGCGACCUCAGACCGCGACCUCAGACCGCGACCUCAGACCGCGACCUCAGACCGCAACCUCAGACCGCGACCUCAGACCCCGACCUCAGACCGCGACCUCAGACCGCAACCUCAGACCCCGACCUCAGACCGCGACCUCAGACCCCGACCUCAGACCCCGACCUCAGACCGCGACCUCAGACCCCGACCUCAGACCCCGACCUCAGACCCCGACCUCAGACCGCGACCUCAGACCGCGACCUCAGACCGCGACCUCAGACCGCAACCUCAGACCGCGACCUCAGACCGCAACCUCAGACCGCGACCUCAGACCGCGACCUCAGACCACGACCUCAGACCGCAACCUCAGACCCCGACCUCAGACCGCGACCUCAGACCGCGACCUCAGACCCCGACCUCAGACCCCGACCUCAGACCGCGACCUCAGACCCCGACCUCAGACCCCGACCUCAGACCGCGACCUCAGACCGCAACCUCAGACCGCGACCUCCGACCCCGACCUCAGACCGCGACCUCAGACCCCGACCUCAGACCGCAACCUCAGACCGCGACCUCAGACCCCGACCUCAGACCGCAACCUCAGACCGCGACCUCAGACCGCGACCUCAGACCCCGACCUGAGACCGCGACCUCAGUCCGCGACCUCAGACCGCGACCUCAGACCGCGACCUCAGACCGCGACCUCAGAGACCUCAGACCGCGACCUCAGACCCCGACCUCCGACCCCAACCUCAGACCGAUGUGUGCAUACAUCUCCUGGUGGCAGAUUUGGACUUGGCUCCGACCAGAGUGCGGGAUGGUUUUUGGGAGUCUGACCUGGACCCUGGACUUGAGGACUAGUCCCAUUCUGACUCUAGACCUGAGGACAAGUCCCAGUCUGACUCUAGACCUGAGGACCAGUCCCAGUCUGACUCUAGACCUGAGGACCAGUCCCAGUCUGACUCUAGACCUGAGGACCAGUCCCAGUCUGACUCUAGACCUGAGGACCUGUCCCAGUCUGACUCUAGACCUGAGGACCAGUCCCAGUCUGACUCUAGACCUGAGGACCAGUCCCAGUCUGACUCUAGACCUGAGGACCAGCCCCAGUCUGACUCUAGACCUGAGGACCAGCCCCAGUCUGACUCUAGACCUGAGGACCAGUCCCAGUCUGACUCUAGACCUGAGGACCAGUCCCAGUCUGACUCUAGACCUGAGGACCUGUCCCAGUCUGACUCUAGACCUGAGGACCUGUCCCAGUCUGACUCUAGACCUGAGGACCAGUCCCAGUCUGACUCUAGACCUGAGGACCUGUCCCAGUCUGACUCUAGACCUGAGGACCAGUCCCAGUCUGACUCUAGACCUGAGGACCAGUCCCAGUCUGACUCUAGACCUGAGGACCAGUCCCAGUCUGAGUCUAGACCUUAGGACCAGUCCCAGUCUGACUCUAGACCUGAGGACCAGUCCCAGUCUGACUCUAGACCUGAGGACCAGUCCCAGUCUGACUCUAGACCUGAGGACCAGUCCCAGUCUGACUCUAGACCUGAGGACCAGUCCCAGUGUGACUCUCCCUCAGUGUGAAGACCCGCUCCUGGUGGAGCUGUGGGUGGAGCUGUGGGUGGAGCUGUGGGUGGAGCUGUGGGUGGAGCUGUGGGCGGAGCUGUGGGUGGAGCUGUGGGUGGAGCUGUGGGUGGAGCUGUGGGUGGAGCUGUGGGUGGAGCUGUGGGUGGAGCUGUGGGUGGAGCUGUGGGUGGAGCUGUGGGUGGAGCUGUGGGUGGAGCUGUGGGUGGAGCUGUGGGUGGAGCUGUGGGUGGAGCUGUGGGUGACACACACCACUGACACUACAGACAGACACACCUCACAUCGCACCAUACGAACACACAACCAUCCACUGACACACACCACUGACACUACAGACAGUCACACCUCACAUCACACCAUACGAACACACAACCAUCCACUGACACACACCACUGACACUACAGACAGACACACCUCACAUCGCACCAUACGGACACACAACCAUCCACUGACACACACCACUGACACUACAGACAGACACACCUCACAUCGCACCAUACGAACACACAACCAUCCACUGACACACACCACUGGCACUACAGACAGACACACCUCACAUCGCACCAUACGGACACACAACCAUCCACUGACACACACCACUGACACUACAGACAGACACCACCUCACAUCGCACCAUACGAACACACAACCAUCCACUGACACACACCAUUGA